Molecule: messenger RNA, 985 nt
Organism: Panicum hallii
Lineage: Eukaryota; Viridiplantae; Streptophyta; Magnoliopsida; Poales; Poaceae
Product: glutathione S-transferase Z1-like
Exons: 9
Coding region: 65-745 (226 amino acids)
Biological process (GO): glutathione metabolic process; L-phenylalanine catabolic process
Cellular component (GO): cytoplasm
Molecular function (GO): glutathione transferase activity; maleylacetoacetate isomerase activity
Source: RefSeq, a predicted model, not a curated record
CGUCGCCUGACUCCCGAAGCUCAGAGAAGCAGCUAGUCAGUCAAUCGUGAGUUCGUGACUGAAAAUGGCGGAGGUGGAAGCGACGGCGACGGCGGGGCGGCCGAGGCUGUACUCGUACUGGCGCAGCUCGUGCUCCCACCGCGCCCGCAUCGCCCUCAAUCUCAAAGGCGUGGACUACGAGUAUAAGGCGGUGAACCUUCUCAAGGGCGAGCAGUCUGAUCCAGAAUUCCUGAAGCUUAAUCCUAUGAAGUUUGUCCCUGCGCUGGUUGAUGAUGAUGCAGUAAUUGGCGACUCUUAUGCAAUAGCAUUGUAUUUGGAGGACAAGUACCCCGACCCUCCUCUUUUGCCUCAAGACCCUAAAAAGAAGGCUUUGAAUCACCAGAUUGCGAACAUUGUAAGUUCUGGUAUUCAACCUCUCCAUAAUCUCUCAGUGUUGAGGUUCAUUGAGCAAAAAGUUGGUGCAGGGGAGAGUGUCUCGUGGACCCAACAACAAAUUGAGAGAGGUUUCACAGCAAUUGAGAACCUGAUACAACAAAAAGGCUGUGGUGGGAAGUAUGCAACAGGAGAUGAAAUCCAACUGGCAGAUGUAUUCCUCGCUCCCCAGAUUUAUGCAGCCAUUGAGCGCACUAAAAUUGACAUGUCGAAUUACCCCACCCUUGCGAGGCUCCACGCAUUGUACAUGGCACACCCUGCAUUCCAAGCAGCGCUCCCUGCUAAGCAACCGGACGCCCCUUCCUGUACCUAGGAACUGCGGUGUUCUUGCUUCGUCAGCCUUGUAUAUUUCUCAUCUGAAUACAGACAGAUUUGGUGUUGUUACUUGCUUGUUGGUUAUCCUGUAAUAGGAACAAGCACAGAAUUUCCUGUGCACAGUGCAUCAGAAUAAGAGUGGUUUCUGGUCUUCUUCAGGUAGGCUUCUCAUGUAUGAUUUGUUCAGCUGUAAAAUUUUCCAUGGAUGCACAAAAUUGGCAUUUGGCAGGAAGCCCUA